Messenger RNA from Rhododendron vialii, 2467 nucleotides. Its product is annotated as filament-like plant protein. The transcript is spliced from 5 exons. The record is from RefSeq and is a predicted model, not a curated record. Bases 144 to 2012 code for a protein of 622 amino acids. Lineage: Eukaryota; Viridiplantae; Streptophyta; Magnoliopsida; Ericales; Ericaceae.
UCUCUCUGGGUAUAUUUUGCUUCAAUCUACUAUAUCUUUUGCUGUUUUCUUUCGUGGGUUUCUUUUUCCCGGAGGUAUCUUUCACUGGGUAUUCGCCAUUUCUGGGUCUAGAGAAAUGUUGCAGUUGUAUAUUACUAUCAACUAUGUUGUUGUUGUUGUUGUUGUCUACACCUCUGUUUAUUUCAGUCGUUACAGGAUUUGAAAGCUAUCAUUGUUGUAGUAAAUUCAAAGUAGAAUUAUUGGGUGAAGUGCCUGUGAUGGACCGGCGGAGUUGGCUGUGGAGGAGGAAGUCUUCAGAGAAGAGUCCUGGCGAAACUGAAAGCUCAGGAUCAUCUCAUUCUGAAAGAUUCUAUGAUGAUCAGGCAUGUUCAAACCAUCAUAGUCAAUCACCGGAAUCAAGCCAUCAUACUCAAUCACCAGAAGUCACAUCUAGAGCUGCACCCAACGAGGAAGAACAUAAUGGUGUGAAGGCUCUAACUGAAAAGCUAUCAGCAGCAAAUGAGGAAGAACACAACGAUAGCACAGCCAAUGAGGAAGAACGCAAUGAUAGUGUGAAGACUCUAGCUGAAAAGCUAUCAGCAGCCAACGAGGAAGAACAUAAUGAUAGCGUGAAGAAUCUAACUGAAAAGCUAUCAGCAGCUCUUCUCAACAUCAGGGCCAAGGAAGACUUGGUAAAGCAGAACGCAAAAGUGGCAGAGGAAGCUGUCUCAGGAUGGGAAAAGGCAGAAAGUGAAGCAUUAGCUUUGAAGCAGCAACUCGAAGCCGCAACUCAGAAGAAUACUGCCCUUGAAGAUCGAGUGGGCCAUCUUGAUGGAGCUCUCAAGGAGUGUCUUAGAGAGCUUCGGCAAGCUAGAGGAGAUCAAGAGCACAAGAUUCAUGAAGCAGUUGCUAAGAAAACACAUGAAUGGGAAUAUACAAAAUCCAACCUCAAGAUCCAGCUAGUUGAGCUCCAGUCCCAAGUUCAAGCCUCUAAAGGUGAACUAGAAAUCAUGAUUAUUGAAAGAGAUUUGAGCACCAAAGCGGCUGAAAUAGCUAGCAAACAACAUCUGGAGAGCAUAAAGAAGGUGGCCAAGCUUGAAUCUGAGAUCCGAAGGCUAAAAGCUGUGGCCCGCAAGGCACCAGUUCUCAGUGAUCACAAGUCUGUUUCUGCCUCAUCGGUUUGUGUUGAAUCCUUUACAGAUAGCCUAUCAGAAAGUGGUUUAGAGCCGAACGAGUUUGACUCAUUGGCAUCUGCUUUAAUUGUGGAGCUUGAUCAAUUUAAGAAUGAUAAUGCCAUUGGACAAAACCUUAUGGUCUCUUCGGUUGAGAUUAAUCUCAUGGAUGAUUUCCUUGAAAUGGAAAGGCUUGCAGCGCUACCUGAGAUAGAAAAUGGAAGCUGUCCCCAUGAAGGGGAAAGCCCUUCAAAAACUGAAUUUGAAGCAAUGAUAAUUAGGAUAGCUGAAAUGGAGGAGAAGUUAGAGAAAAUGGAAACGGAAAAAGUGGAACUAGAGUUGGCUUUAACCGAAUGCCAAGAUCAACUUAAAGCAUCAAGGGAUCAGUUAGUGCAAGCAGAGGUGAAGUUGGUGGAGCUUCAAACUUGUUUAGUUAUGGCAAAUGAAACGAGGAGUGCAGUUGACAUGAAACUCGAGUCUGCCAUUGCAAAGAGAGAAUCGGCAGAGUUACAAUUAUUAGAGGUCAAGGGAGAGAUACAAACUUUGCUUUCAAAAGUCAGUUGCUUGGAAGUAGAAGUCCGAAAAGAGAAGGUUUUGUCGGAAGAAGCAGCGGUCAAGUGUCGGAAAUUGGAAGAUGAGAUUUUGGGAAUGAAGCGCGAAGUUGAUAUCCGGAAUGCUGCAAUGUUUAAUGGAGAUUGGAAAAUAAAGCAGGAGGAGGAGCUAGCAGCAGCAGCUGCUAAAUUUGCAGAGUGCCAGAAAACAAUUUCUUUCAUUGGGAGACAGUUGAAAUCCCUCGCAACAAUGGACGACUUCCUAACUUACGCAGAGAAACCACAGAAAGAAGGAAUCACAACUCCAUGAGGAUGGUCCAGUUGAAUUUGCCAAACGCAAAAUUCGGAAUCUCCAAGAAAACCAACUACUUGCUCAGCUCCGUUAGAAAAUUGUGUAGGAGAUGUUAUCAGGGAGCUGAAAUGUGUUUGCGAAGCUAUUCCUGUGGGGAGUAACAGCCGGAUACAGAGUGAAAAUGAUGAGAAAGGGUAUAGAAAAGUGAAGAAUGGUUUUGAGCUCAGGAUUGUGUAUAGCAGGAGUAUUGUGGUCUUUGCUAGUCAUAGCAGAUUGAAUGUAUUUACUUGGAUUCUGUUAAAGAAGAUAACUGUGUUGAUAAAGAAAGAUAACGAUUUUGAUGUCUAUUUCCAUAUCAGUGCACUGUCCAGAACAUAAAAGUGCUUGACUGUGUCUACAAACUUUUGUAUUCUUGUACUUUGAUGUGGUAUAAAGGUGUGGAAGCAAAUGAAUUCAGUUGGAUUUUAAGAUGG